Messenger RNA from Gavia stellata (red-throated loon), 898 nucleotides. It is a transcript of the gene USB1, whose product is annotated as U6 snRNA biogenesis phosphodiesterase 1. Lineage: Eukaryota; Metazoa; Chordata; Aves; Gaviiformes; Gaviidae. The coding region runs from base 1 to 789 and encodes 262 amino acids. The transcript has 7 exons. The record is from RefSeq and is a predicted model, not a curated record. Gene Ontology annotation, biological process: U6 snRNA 3'-end processing. Gene Ontology annotation, cellular component: nucleus. Gene Ontology annotation, molecular function: 3'-5'-RNA exonuclease activity.
AUGAGGGCCGCGCUGGUGGGGUACAGCAGCUCGGAGGAGGAGGAGGAGGAGGAGGAGGAAGGGGGGCGGCGGGGCGGCAGCGCGCAGGACACCCCCCCGGUGAGCGCCGGCCGCCCCCGCCUGCCCGUCCCCACCGGUCUGCCCGGUGACCCGGGGCCGGAGGAGGCCGGUAGCGACGACAGCUCCCGGCACGGCGGCCGCGUCCGCGGUUUCCCCCACGAGCGGGGCAGCUGGGCCACCCACGUCUACCUGCCCUAUGGAGUCCGGGAGGAAUUCCUGGAGCUGCUGGAGCUCCUGGUCUCCCACGCUCGCACCUACGUCUCCUCGCUGGCUGCCAUGGAGGAGUUCCACCUCAGCCUCUCGCAGUGCGUGGUGCUGCGCUACCACUGGAUAGACCCCUUCGUCCGCUCCCUCAAGGAGCGCCUGGCCGCCUUCCACAGGUUCUUCUGUGUGGCUGACCAAGUGAAGGUUUACACCAACCAGAACAAAACCAGAACCUUUAUUGGCUUGGAGGUCUCCGCUGGGCAUUUCCAGCUGCUGGAGCUGGUCUCGGAGGUGGACAGAGUUCUGGAGGAAUUUGACCUUCCCACGUUCUAUAAGGACCCGUCGUUCCAUAUCAGCUUGGCCUGGUGCGUCGGGGACCUGUCUGGCAGGCUGGAAGGGCAGUGUCUGCGGGAGCUCCAGGACAUUGUGGACGGCUUUGAGGACUCGGCGCUCCUGCUGCGUGUCCAAUGGGAGCAAAUCCGCUGUAAGUCAGGGAACAAGUACUUCUCCUUCCCCUUGAGGUAGGGGCCAGUGGGGCUGUGUAUUUCAGAGCCUCGAAGACCCUGAUGUCCAACCAAGGACCGUUCUCCAGUGCAGCUCUGAGGGCACAGGCUGUCACGCACCUCCCACGCUC